AGGCAGGCAAGCUCCAGACUGAAGCAGGCAGGACCCAGCGCGCUCUCACCUGGAGACAGUGGACAUGGAGAGGAGGGAGAGAGGGCAGCCAAGGGGCAGACGACAUCGCGGCCCUGGAGACUGGGAAGUGGGAGCCUCAAACAUUCCCAGGAGGAAGGGUAAGACUGGGCAGAGAAGGCCACAUACAGUCAAGGAGCUGCUUCAGUACCAUCGGGAUAGGGAGCAGACUGUUCAGGAACCUCCGAUCCUGAAGCGGUUGGCCGAUCUGGACGAGUUGGAUAUGGUCAACGACGUGAUCGCCAAAGACCUCAUCUCGGACCGCUUCCCGACGUCGGCUCUUUCCCAGGAACCGGGAGCGCGCUUCGGGUUCCCAGUGUGGGACGCACCACCGGCGACAGCUCCGGACCUGUCAAGCGCACGCAUCCAUCCGGCCUCCAGAACCCAGGUGUGGGAUUCCAAGUCCGGGCCCCCGGCGGAGCCUCAGGUCUUCCUCCCUCUCUCCGCGCAGGGCACGCAGUACUCGGCGGAGCAGCUACCCCCCAGCCUCCUCACCCUCGGGAGAUCCCCCUGGCAGGACAGCCCCCCGAGCUCCGGCGCGGACGCUGCCGAUCCCUCCGGUCCGCCGGGAGGGUGGGGCUCGGACGGAGGAGGGGACCCGUCGGUCCGGGAGCAGCUCGCCGCCGUGGAGGGCAGCGUGGGGGGGCUGAGCCCGCGCCAGCUGUUAAUGCUCGACUCCAACCAACGCACACUUCUCCAUCAAGCUGUGGCCCUCAGCAGCCGGCCCCUCGUGUACGUGCUGGCAAGACGAAUGUCAGAGAUGGGAUCCCUCGAUGCUCAAGAUAUCAGCGGGAAGACCGCCCUGCACUACGCCGUGGAACGCAACAAACCCCUCAUCGUCCUCGACCUGCUCAGCCUCGGAGCCAACGUCUGUGUUCAGGAUCACUUCGGCAAGACCCCCUUGCACAUCUGCGUGGAGGACUGUCUCAUAUCUGUGCUGCAGGUGAUUACGUUCAUGGGACAGGACGGAGCAGUAAUGGCGCAGAAUACAAUGGACAAUAAUGGACUCACUCCCAUGCAUUAUGCGGUGGAAAUCCUGGCCUAUCCCGACCUGAUCCCUGAGGUGUGUUUCUGGAAGCAGCAGGCCUGCAACAUCAUCAGCAGCCUGAUCAUGUUGGGGGCAUCGGACCAUCUGCAGGAAGCGGUGAGGGAGCCGGGAGGGGAAGGAAGCCUGGGUGCCGGUCCCUGUCUGAGCCCCGCCGUCAGGCGCACAGAAAGUUGCCAGACACCUGAGGGAAUUACACUGCAGUGAACGGUGCCAGGUCAACCCCGACACGUGCCGGUGUGACGUCGCCUAUGGAAAACCCUGAUUUCAG
Pristis pectinata (smalltooth sawfish) is the source of this 1373-nucleotide messenger RNA. Its product is annotated as NF-kappa-B inhibitor zeta-like. Gene Ontology annotation, cellular component: nucleus. Gene Ontology annotation, molecular function: protein binding. The record is from RefSeq and is a predicted model, not a curated record. The transcript has 9 exons. Lineage: Eukaryota; Metazoa; Chordata; Chondrichthyes; Rhinopristiformes; Pristidae. Gene Ontology annotation, biological process: regulation of gene expression. Bases 65 to 1309 code for a protein of 414 amino acids.